GAUGUUCUAAAUCGGCGCGAGUACACUGUACGUACAGUCGAUUUGCUCAAAAUAAAGGUGUAUAAUCCGGAUGUCAAAAAGGGAGGGCCUGACCAGUACGCCAUACAGUCAUCAUGUGAUACGAUAACAUCAGUGUUUUAUUUACACAAUACUCGAAGUGAUGGCACCGUCCGGUCUUCUGACAAAGAAUCUAGACAGGUCUCCCGUUCCUUUGCGAGGAGUGAAAGUAGUAGCAAACGUACGUGGUUACGCUGCGCAAGUCGAGAGCAGUUUCGAGUAUGAGAACGAGGAGACACACCCAAUUGAAGCAAUCUUUACUUUUCCAUUGGACUCUUCUUCUACCGUAGUUGAUUUCGCGGCUACUCUCGACGACCGAAAGAUCAAAGGGAAAGUGAAGGAGAAACAGGAAGCGAAAGAUACGUAUGAUGACGCAAUUGCAAGCGGUCAGUCUGCCUUUCUAAUGGAGUCCGAACGUGAAGAUAUCUUCACUGUGAGUGUGGGCAAUUUGCCCGCUCAGAAGAAGGCUGUAGUGACGCUGAAGUUCAUUAUGGAGCUGCAUACCGAACAUGAUGGCUCUGUCAAAUUCAAUUUGCCUUCCGUUCUCACUCCAAGGUACAGCAAGGCCGGAGAAGAAAAUCCAGCGAAAGAUGUUACUUAUCUUCCUGCUUCUGAGAUUCCCUACACUUUCAGUUUCAACGCUCGAAUUGAAACUGACGUGGAUAAAGUAGAAUCGAUCAGCCAUAAGCUGAAAGUCACUACAACUGUUGAUGAUGAAGGGUUCGAAGUGACCGAUGUAACUCUGGCUGAAGAACAUAAGUUUGACAAAGAUCUUGUUCUAACCAUAGCGCCUCGCAAUCUUCACAGGCCACAUGUCAUUGUAGAGGCAGGGAGUGAUCCUGAGGUCGAUCCUCCGUUGCUACAGAACCCAGCCAUCUCUUUGAAUUACUUUCCAGAUUUCAGCUCAGCCGAAUCUGUCAGUGAGCUGGUGUUUGUUAUUGAUAGAAGUGGUAGUAUGUCUGGAUCAUACAUCGCUGCUGCAAAAGAAACACUAAUGCUAUUUCUUAAAAGCAUCCCAGAUGGUUGCUUUUUCAACAUUGUAGGAUUUGGUUCUAGGUAUGAGUUUCUGUUUCCAGACAGUGUUCCAUAUGAUCAGACUCACCUUGAUAAGGCAUCACAGCAUACCCAAAGCAUCUUUGCUAACAUGGGAGGCACAGAAUUACUACGACCUCUCCAGAAAGUAUUUAGCAUGCCUUCAAAGAAUGGCCUUCCUAAGCAGGUGUUUGUUCUUACUGAUGGUGCUGUGUCUAAUACCAGUGCUGUUAUUAGAGAAGUGAAGAAGAAUGUUCAUGUAGCAAGGUGUUUUGCUGUCGGCAUUGGGUCUGGAGCAUCGACUGAAUUAGUGAAGGGUAUUGCUGUUUCUGGUAAUGGAUCUAGUGAAUUUAUUCAGACGGGAGAGAGAAUGCAACCAAAGGUGAUGCGAAUGCUGAAGAGAGCUUUGGCAGCAUCAAUUUCAGAUGUUUGCAUCGCAUGGUCUCUUCCUGAUGAUGCUCAUGUCAUUCAGACACCAACAAAGAUUCCUCCCGUGUUCAGUGGUGAUCGUUUGAUCAUCUAUGGACUUGUAGCCAAUGUGCCAUCAUCUGUGGUGCACAACUGCUCUGCAACGAUGAAAGGUGUUGUCAGUGGCAAUCCGUUUGAGCACAUGUUGUCAUUUUCACUCGAUGCACGAAGCGCUGCACCCAGCAUGGUUGUUCACCAGCUUGCCAUUAGGUCAGUCAUUAGUGAUCUCCAAGAAGACAGCACAGAUGAAGAUACAGAAAAGAAGUUAGGCAGGUUGUCAGUGAAACAUGGUGCAAUGGCACCAGAAUCAAGAGAGAAAUUAGUGGUGCAGCUCAGCACAGCAGCUAGUGUUGUGUGUAAGCAAACAGCAUUUAUUGCUGUAGAUGAUGAAAGCGAAGUGCCUGUGCAGGGCAGCAUGGAAGUGCAUCAUAUUCCUGUGGCAUCGUACCUAGGUGCACCUAGGGCAAUGGCUAAAAAAAGGAGAGCUGGAGACCUAGGUGUCUUUGGACUUUUAUGUAGUGGAAGUCAGGCUAAAAGAAGAGAAGUUAGAGCAGAAUCGAGGAGAGUUGAUGAUUAUGAAUCAAUAUCGUCUGUGUUUACUGCUGGUAGUAUACCACAACCACUGUGUGCUUCAUCAUUUGUACCACUACAACCACAACGACAUCCACAAGUACAACUACAGCAGCAACAACAGCUAACAAAAUGCUUGCUCGACGAUCAGAAUCAGAGUCAUCCUCAGAAUCAGGGAGACUUGCUGUCGUCAAUGUUAGUCAUUGUAUCACAGCAAAAGGCAUCAGGAGCUUGGACACUAGCUGCUGAGACUGCCCAGCUUAUCAAUAAAUCAAUGAAAGACUUGGAGAAUGCCUCACCGUUUCCUACUCCAGUGUCUGAAAUUCAGUCAUCUGUGUGGGUAACUGCUGUGAUAUUAGUCUGGUUGGAGAUGAAGUUUGAUGCUUAUAGAGAUGAAUGGGAACUGUUGGGAGAAAAGGCUAAAGGAUGGCUAACAAAGCAAGCAUUACCACAGGGAAUAACAUUGCAGUCUCUGCUAACUGAUGCCCGUAAAUUGUUUUAAUUCCUUCAAAUAUUUGGAGUGCAUUCUGUUAUGACUUCGAUAAUAUAUGUGCUAAUUGCGACAAGCUGUCUGCUGUCUGCUGAAAAAUUUCUUUUUUACUGGCUUUGUCUUGAAGUAAAUAUACAAACUACUGAGAUUUCGCACACCCUGAAGGUGUGCACUCUGUUACAAGAUUGUUUCCACUGUAGACAAUUGCAAUUGAGUAGCUACUAAUAAUACUUAGCCAACAUCUCAUAGUUUCAUGUGAUUGCUGAUCAUCACUACAGAAUUAUCGAGUCUCUAUACGAGAAUCAACUAACAAAUUAUAUUUACAAUAAAUUAUAAAAUUGUUAGCGUUUCAUGCACAACGCACGUCUUUACCUAGGCAGACGCUUACUUAGAAUGUCAGGGCUUAGCUCAAAGUAAGCGUCUACAUAUUUAUAGACGCAGCAAU
Corticium candelabrum is the source of this 3062-nucleotide messenger RNA. RefSeq names its product von Willebrand factor A domain-containing protein 5A-like. The transcript is spliced from 3 exons. Lineage: Eukaryota; Metazoa; Porifera; Homoscleromorpha; Homosclerophorida; Plakinidae. The record is from RefSeq and is a predicted model, not a curated record. Bases 161 to 2629 code for a protein of 822 amino acids.